UCAAUGCGGUGUCCAACGCUGGUGGCGGUGGGGCAGAAAACAUGCAAUUGGAGACACGUGGGAGGUUGGGGGACGAACAGGAACAGUCCGAACCAAGUGGAGCGAUCGGUUCGGAUGACUUGAAAAUUUCAGAGUCAAAGAAAGCUGACGCGUGUCUAGACCGACUUGAGUUCCAAACAGCUUUCAGCAAGUCGGCCGCCCCCAGGCCGCCAGAACCGCCGGAACGGCCAGAACCGCCGGCACCGCCGCCACCUCUAAGAAGGCCUUGGAGCGGAACCAUUCCAGCGCAUUCCCGUCCACCAGAACCAGAUCGUCCUCCAGGUCAAUUUCACAUUCUUGACCCCAGGAAUAGACCUUGGAUGCAUGGAUGGGGCAUGCCUGCCCAUGGCGGAUUCAUCCCCAUGAAUUUCGGGAAUGAUUGGGAUUGGCGCUGGCGCGGUGAUGCUUUCAACGAAAUGGAAUGGCAAUGGAAUGCUUGGGAUUCUAGAUGGCCGCAAGAUUCACGAACAUGGCAGCCAGAUCCAGAUCCUUCCAGAGGGCAACCCAGAAGAGAGGAAGGUCCAACCCAGCAAGAAAUGAGGUUGACAAGGUUCAUGGAAAAGUUGGACAAAGACCUGAAGGAAGGGGUGCAGGACUUGAAGCAUGGCGAUGUUGAGACCCUGGCUCCUGUCAUGGUGUCAGCAACUUUAGAGCGAGCAGCUGGCGAAGGUUAUUUGGCCUUGGUCGAGACCGUGGAAACACUGUUCCUUGAGGAGGCUCCAGGAUCUCCAAAGAUGAUGCUGGACAUCCCGACCUUUGCAAGCUUGUUGGAGCGCUUAGUCCUUGAUCCUUCCUCAUACAGGCCGACGACUGUGCGCCUGCUAUUGAACUUGGCUUUGUCGGAGGACAGUCCUGUGCUGCCAUUGGUGCCAGAUUCUCUAUCAGAGCCUGAAGCACGAGCUAGCAUGCUGGGAGAUGUUGGGCCCGCGCGAGGGGACCAAGCGCAGCAAAGGAACAAGGAGCAGGACAAAGAGGAGUCCGAUAAGGAGGAAGGGUCAGUCAACGAAGAGGAUGUCAGUGGGCAAGAAUGGCCAGAAACACUUGUGCUUCGUGGGUGUGUUUGGCCUGAACUGAAUGGGAUUUUUGCGCGAACAAGGGACUUCGAUCAGCUCAGCCAGCAUCAACGUCCAGUAUACCAGAAAACAAUAUUGAUGGAUUCAAUCGAUUCGGCGGAGACUCGUGUUUUCUGUUUCUUUCAUGAAUUUGCAGGGAAAAAUCAAAGUCGCAGCGAAUCCGCCAACAAGAAACGAAAACUCAAUCAAAGUGAGAGUCAAAGAGGUUGGUGGAUUGGAACGCAAGUUGGAGGAAAAACUGGGUUGUUGGGCUUUUCCGGCAGCAAUGAGGAGUUGCCACCAGGACAGGAUUGGCGUCUGAAAUUGAAGGGGCAAAAAUAUUUUCAAGAGGAUCCUUGCGGUUUCGUAUCCCAAGAGGAUCUUUGCGUGGAAGCUUUGCAAAGAUUGGAUCUUCAGAGACUGCAUGGUCGGGUCUCUGGACCAGACGAUUCUGUCAAGUACUUUGGACAUUUCUGUGCGCUACUUCACCUAGAGUAUUUUGUAGAGAUCGCAGCAAUCAGAAGAAGGACCUCCAAACGAUCUGCUGAAGACUUGGCCAAAGGAGGAUGGGCUUUAGCUGGCCUUCACGCUCGCGAUAUUUUCAGCAAAGGCAAAGGCAAGGGAAAGGAUGGCAAAAAGGAUGGCAGAAAGGGUCAGAAAGGUGAGCAGAGUGGUAAAGGCAGCAAGGAUGGCUUUCAGAUCACGCUAGCAAUGCCUAGGUCGCCUAAAGUUGACGUAGAUCGCCUUCGUUUCAAGCGUGGAGACAGCGUGAUCUUGUCUGCAACGCAUCCGCUUAAAGACAGAGUUGGCGAAGGCCAGGUGCAAGAAAUCAAUGACGCAAUCAUUGUGAUAUCCAUCGAGGGGGCAGAAACUCCACUGGCAAAGGGAGGCACCUGGAGAGUUGACAAGGGCAGCAAUCGCAUCAGCUACACACGACAGUUGAGUUCGUUGGUUUCACUCUGCGGCCGCAAUGUGGCUCAAGUUGGUGAGGCUGCCAAGAUUUUUGAGCUCAUCACGCGAUCCAAGGUUGGUCAUCUUGAUUCUUGGACGGCACGGUGGUCAGAGAAAGAAAGUGCGCCCAAAAAAGCCUUGCCCAAACCAAGCCUGGCAGAAGGUGAUAAAGUUCGACUUUGCGGACUGAAGUCUGAAGAAUUGAACGGUCAAGAAGGUCGGAUAGUGUCAGUGAUUUGUAACACAGCGCGAUCAAAUGAGAAGGAUUCUGACCAGCGGGUCCACGUACAGUUGAAGGACUCAAUCAAGUCAGUUCGAGUGAUUAAUGUUGAGAAGGUGAACGAUGAGCUGAUGGUUGAGACUGGUGACAGCAAGAAAGUUAGCAAAGGCGACACCGGUGACAGCCAAUUCUCGAUUGCAUCCCUGGCUGGAGAGGCACUGCCAUGCAAUGAUGAGAAAUUGUCCACGUGCCGCGAUCAUUUGUCAUCUAUAUCUUGCACAGAAUCUCAAAAGCGUGCGAUUGGUGCCACCUUCGAACAACGGUGCACCAUCAUACAGGGGCCUCCUGGAACUGGUAAAACAACGACGGCUGUACAAGUUCUAAAGUAUUGGGCUCAAAUGGGGCUGAAACCUCUUUUGGCAGUGGCGGAUGGCAACAUCGCAGUUGACAACAUUGCUGCCGGACUGGCCAAGUAUGGAGAUGUAAAGACAGUUCGAGUGGGACGACCGGAGAAAAUUCGACCGGAGUUGGAGAAAAUCACUUUGGACAACCAGUGUAAAUUGUACAAGCAGCUGGCACAGGAGAAGAGACAAGCGGACCGGCGUGCUGCUGCAUUGGCAUCACUGGAAAAACUUUCAGUAGCAGACCUCAAAGCCAAGGCAGUCGACCUCAAAGCAAGCGUCGAUGCCCAGAACUUGUCAGUGGGUGUGUCCCACACUUCGGAGCCUAACGGUCCUGAAGCCGGCGGUGAAGGCCCCAAAGCUGCUGAUGUGCUUGACGACAUUCUCCAGGCUGUGAUCCAAGCAGAGGAAGCCAGCGACGCUGCAAAAAAGGCAGACGAACUCUCCAAGAGAUCUUCUGCAGAAGUUGAAGCAGACGAGAAGAGAGCCAGGCUGCAAGCUCGAAAGGAGGAUGCAGCCAUGCAAAUGCAGGUGCUGAAAGAUGCAGACAUAUUGUGCGCCCAGUUAAUCACAGCCGGUGGAAAUCUCUUCUCCAAGUUUGGUCCGUUCAAAGGCAUUCUCAUUGAUGAAAUUGCACAAGCAACAGAGCUGGUCUCCAUUGUUCCCAUUGUGCAGCGCUGUUGUGAGCGCUUGGUGUUGGCUGGGGAUCACUGUCAGCUUCCACCCACCGUGCAAUCACCAGAGGCUGAACGAAGAGGCCUUUCCUUGUCGCUAUAUGGGAGGCUAGUGAAGGAGGGUUUGGAACCCUACUUUUUGGACACUCAAUUCCGAUCUCAUCCGAAGCUCAUGGAAUGGGUUGCUGGGUCUAUCUAUGAAGGACGUCUGCAAAGUGGCAUUCUAGAGGAUGCACGUCCUUCUGUGGGUGGCUUUGAGUGGCCCAAGAAGAAGGUUCCAGUAGCCUUCGUUGAAAUGGGACGGUGGGCUGGUGAGUCUGUGGAGUAUGAAUCAAAGAUGAACCAUGCGGAAGCUGAACGCGUUAUCUCAAUUAUUGAGUCGGUUCUUGAUGCCGGAUGCUCUGCUGAUCAAGUCGGUAUCAUCACACCUUAUAUGGCACAAGUUCGGCUAUUGCGGAUGCUGUGGCGGACACGUUGCCAGGAGAAGAUGAGCCGGAAAAAAGCCAAAAAGAGCCUGAACCAACUGCGUGAACUGGAAAUUGCAAGCGUGGACAACUUUCAGGGCCGGGAGAAAGAGCUGAUUGUUUUUUCAGCGGUCAGGAACAAUGCAGCAGGACGGGUAGGCUUUCUGGCUGAUUGGCGGCGGCUCAACGUGAUGCUGACGCGUGCUCGGCGCGGGCUCAUUGUAGUCGGUAAUGCGCACACCUUGUGCAAGGAUCCAUACUGGCAAAAAUGGUUGGAGUGGUGCCGAGCUCAUGGUGUGGUUGUUGACAAGCAGGCUUGGCAUGCAGUGGUUCGUGCAGCCAAGAAUUUAGCUUCGAGCAAGCGCAUCAAGUCCCUCGUUCAUCAGUUGUUCGAUUUUGAGCAGGCGCCGCAGAAGGAGAAGGCCUUUCGUAAGUUUGCAAAGGAAAAACUUGCGGACAACCUUCAGGGGCCAGAUGACCUGGAUUUGCUUUGGGAAGCGGUGUCUGGUGGCCUGCAAGAGGUCGCAGCCGCAACAGCCCUGCGAUCGCAGGAAGAAGAAUGGAUGAAAGCAGUGACAGCGGUAGCAACAGCUAAACUGGAUGAGAUUCCAUCUUUGGAAGACAAGGAGCUCGGGAAGCCUGACCCGAGUCUGCGCAGCUGCUGGAGAAGUUGGACUUUUGUUGCACAGGAAAUCCUUUGGGCACAAGAUCCUGGUCAAGUGUGGAGCUGGAAGGAGCUCCGGGCCAAGAUGAUGGAUUACUACAAAGCCCAUUUGGCGGCCUUCUCUGAGACAGACGAUCGCCCGAACAAGCAGAUCUUCAAAGAAAUGCGAGAGUCGCUUCCAAGAGAAUGGUUCGAGGAUUCUGAAAACUUGCAGGUGCGCUUGUCACCUGCUGAACAUCAGCAGGCGGCUAGACAAGUUUGGAAAGCAAAUCGUGAAGAUGGAAUUCGUAAAUUUCAACGCCGCGUUGUGCCCUGGGCAGAGCCAGCCAAAACCGAUACACAAGAAGAUAAAGUGGAGCUUGGAAACCAGAUAAGCAACAGUGACGGCAAAGCCAUGCCAAAGCUCAAGACGCGCAAGAGGACAAGAAGUGCCAAAAAAGCAGAUGGAGGAGGAGCCGCAGCUGCAAAGUCUGCUGCAUCAUGUGAGUCACCAAAGCGAAAGGCGGCAAAAAAAGGAAAAUUUCGCUGGGCAUGCCACAGAUGUUAG
Messenger RNA from Cladocopium goreaui, 5012 nucleotides. The record is from the annotation of a GenBank genome assembly. Lineage: Eukaryota; Dinophyceae; Suessiales; Symbiodiniaceae.